UAACCUUUGCUAUCAUUUAAAGUUUAGCAAAGUGAAAAAACUCAUGUUUUGUUGUUAAGAAUUUUUAGUAUUUAACAAAAAAAAAAAAAUGUGGUACGAAGCUUUACCUCCAGCAGUUAUUGUAUUCGUAUUGUUAAAUAUACCUGACAGAUUUUGUUCACUUACAAAUAAACUCGUUUUGGGUAAUACAUACCGUCGAGAUAUUGGUAAACCAUGGAUGCAGAGGUACUAUGCUAGAGAUUGGGAACUGACUGGUAACCCAUAUAAAGCUCAAGGUCUAGAAUCUUUGUCAGAUGAACCAACAAUUGGAGGAAUAAACUGGCAAAAGUAUAAUCGUUUCUCAAAAUAAAAUAAUUUAUUAUGAAUAUAAAUAAGAUAAAUUAUCCUUUGUAAUUGGAUGUGUAGAUCAAUACUAGUUAACACAAUAGAAACACAUUUAUUUAUAUGUAUGUCAUAAAUCUAAGAUAUUUGUAAAAUAUGAUUAUCUAAUUAAAAUGUAAUAUAAAAAAUUUUACCAAACAUA
Messenger RNA from Daktulosphaira vitifoliae (grape phylloxera), 523 nucleotides. RefSeq lists its product as uncharacterized. Bases 89 to 349 code for a protein of 86 amino acids. The record is from RefSeq and is a predicted model, not a curated record. The transcript has 3 exons. Lineage: Eukaryota; Metazoa; Arthropoda; Insecta; Hemiptera; Phylloxeridae.